This is a messenger RNA of Hydra vulgaris (swiftwater hydra), 7766 nucleotides long. RefSeq lists its product as uncharacterized. Gene Ontology annotation, molecular function: protein tyrosine phosphatase activity; protein binding. Gene Ontology annotation, biological process: protein dephosphorylation; protein transport to vacuole involved in ubiquitin-dependent protein catabolic process via the multivesicular body sorting pathway; endocytic recycling. Lineage: Eukaryota; Metazoa; Cnidaria; Hydrozoa; Anthoathecata; Hydridae. The record is from RefSeq and is a predicted model, not a curated record. Gene Ontology annotation, cellular component: endosome.
AAAAUUUUAGUGCUGUUUGCCAGCAGUGAUUACUUGUAAACAAGUGGGGUUUAAAAGCUGAUAUGAAAGUUAAUGAUCUAGAAAUAUAGUCAACUAAAUAGUAAUGAGUGAAAUUAUUGGAUAAAUAAGAGAUAUAAUGGAGGGAUGUCCUAAACAACUUAUGAUUAGUUUUGAUUUAAAAGAACCAGUCUCAACAGAAGAUGUUUUCGAAAAACCUUUAAAAAAAUAUAUUCAAGAUUUUUAUCAUGAAGAUCCAAACAGCUAUCAAAAUGAAAUAAAUCAAAUAACCCAAUUAAGAAAGAGUAUUUCAAACAUCCCACAUGAUAAACAAGGAUGCAAUAUUCUCCACAAGUAUUAUGUACAACUGCAAUAUCUACUUGCAAGAUUUCCGAUGCGAGAAGGUGGUGUUGCUUGUACGACUUUCAUUUGGUAUGAUGUUUACAACUUUGAACCAGUGUCCUACAAAGAUAUAAAAUUUGAACAAGCUUGUGUUUUGUAUAGUUUGGCAGGCCUAAAUUCUCAUAUUGGUUCUAAUGAAAAUCGUUUGUCUGAUGAGAGCUUAAGAACUGCUUGUACACAUUUCCAAACUGCAGCUGGAGCAUAUCAGUUUCUGAAAGAAAAUUUUUCUCUUGGAGAAUUUACUGAUAUGUCUGAAGAUAUUCUAACAAUGAAGUAUAAUGUCAUGCUGGGGCAAGCAUUGGAAUGCAUUUUAGAGAAAUCAAUACGUGAUAAUCGUAAUGCGAUACUGAUUGCACGUGUCUGCAUACAGGUUGUUGAGUAUUUUGACGAUGCUGCAAGUUUAUUGGAUAAGCCUGGUACAUCAGAGAUUGCAUCUUCUACAAGAAAGAGUUGGAUUAAACAUUUAAAAAUAAAAUCAUUUUCUUAUCAUGCCCUGGCUUAUACUUACAUGUCAAAUGAUGCUUCAGAAAAAGAGAUGUAUGGUGCAAAGGUUUGUUACUUGCAAGCUGCUUUAAAGAAAAUCACGGAAGCUACCAAGUUGCUUAAGAAACAACCUAUCCAAGUUGUGGAAUCAGUACAAUUUAUGGCAGAUGUUGUUAACCAAAAGUAUGAUGCUGCAAAGAAAGAUAACGAUUUUGUUUAUCAUAUGUUAGUACCUGAACUUUCUUCUAUGGAAGAAAUAAAAGGUGUUAACCUUAUCAAACCAAUACCGUUUCAGUACAAUGAUGCUGCUAUUGCUGGUGUUGACAUCUUUCACAAACUGGUCCCAAUGAAGGCUCAUGAGCUGUCAUCUAUUUACAGUGAGGUUAAAGAUAAUCAUUUGCGAAGUAUCACAAAUCUAAUUGAUGUUAAAAACACUGAAUUAAGCCAAUAUAUGUCUGCUAUGAAUAUUGAAGAACUGCUUAAUCCAAAAGGAGAUUGCCUUCCAGAUGAGUUGGUUUUAAAAAAUCAAUUUCUUCGUGACAACCCUGACAUCAUUUGUAAAGUUGAAAAAGAUACAGAAGAACUCACUGUUUUAACUUCCUCAGUUGAAUUUAUGUUGAAUGAUAUUAAAAAAAUGCUGGAAAGUAUAGUUGAUAGUAAGAGCGAAAACACUGAAAUUUUAAGUCUUAAAGAUGAAUGUGAAAAGUGGACAUCAGCUCAUGUUCAAGCGAGGAAAACAAAUGAAGAAUUAUCUAAACUUUUGGAAGAAAGUAAAGACAAAGUUAUUUUCUUAUCUGGUGAUCCCAAAGUUAUUCUUCAAUCUAUGCCUUCACAAGACAUAAUUGAAGCUCCAAGUGAUGAGCCAUUUGUACAGCGAAUAAGAGAAAUUCUUGGCAAGAUUGAGAAGAUGAAAGAUCAAAGAGCUUACUUACUUUCAAAGUUAAGAGAACAGUUACAUAAAGAUGAUAUUACUAGUCAACUUGUGAUCCGAGGCGAUGAAGACAAAAAAGCUUUCUUUAACGAACAACUUCAAAAGCAUAAUGAAACAACUGAUUAUAUCAAGCAAAACAUUGCAGCGCAAGAAAACAUAUUACAAGCUCUAACUGAAGCAAAUGCAAAAUAUGCAACUGUCAGAGAAAAAGUCGCAAUAAUAAAAAGCAAAUUUCAUAUGCAAGCCAAAACAUACAUUGCAACAAUUGUGUUAUUUUUGGAGCUCAAGGAGAGAAUCAGAGCCGGAUUAACUUUUUAUUAUCAACUAAAAACAAAUGUAGAAUCGUUGUUGCAAAAAGUUGAAUCAAUUUUUAACAAAAAUAAGCAGCUAAAAAAAACAGAACCUCCAACAAGACCAACUGCAUCUAAACCUAUUUUGCUUACUAAUAAAAUCAACCCUAAUCAAGAAUUUUUAUCACCUCAUUCAAAUAAUUCUUACAUACAGAAUAUAUCUACACAAUCAUUUUUACCAUCAAAUAUACCACAGCAUGACCUAAAUGUUAGGUCUAAAGAACAAGAUUUUACAAAUGAAAAGUUAUCGAAUUAUGGUGCAAAUGUACCUCAAAUAGUUAAAAGUUCAUAUAUGUCCCAAGUAAAUAACGUACAAUUUGAUGCAAGGUUUCCAUUGAAUACUGAUAAUAAUAGACCAAUGUUAAGAGGUGUUUCUAGAAUGCCAGUGAACAUUAAUUGUUCAUCAUCGCUUGGUCAGCAACAACAUGUAUGGCCUCAAUCUCCACAACAUUCUCAGUUAAAAUCUUUUGAUCCAACAAAUCAUCAGGAUAUCCUAGCUUCUUCAAGAAAUUCUAAUCAACAGAUACCUUAUAAUAAUACUAAUUUGCAAACAAUGCAUACUUUACCACAUCAAACUUCUUUGAUUCCAAAUUUAAGAGGAACAUCUUGUACAAGAGUUAUGAGUCCAACAGUACUUCAUGAGUCUGCACCACAUAUUAGAUCCAACUUUAUGAUUCAAGACCCACAGCUGCUUAAUCCAUUAAAUGUUUUAAAAAUGAACUCUGAUUUACCUGCAACAAAUCAGUUUACUGGCUCUUUUCAAGUACCUUCAAAUUUAACACCUAGGCAAAUAUCAGAUCAAAGUCAAAUCAGAAUGCAUUUUCAAUCUUAUUUAUCUACUGGCCAGCAGCCAUAUUCCAGUGUAACACAAGUAAAUUUUAGUCCACCUUUGCAAUCACUUCAACGUUUUUCUUUACAUGAUUCUUCAAUGUCAGGGUAUCAACAAAAUAAGUUUCCACAGUCUGAUCUUAGACAGCAGCUAGGAAGUCAACAAAGCUUGAUACAACCACAAAAUAAUAACCAGUAUCUGUCACAACAAGCUUCUAUACAACGUCAUCCUCAGCCUCAAGCAAUUAAUCAAACGAAUUUACAAGAAGAUCGAAAUCAAAAUUACAUUGCAAAACAACAACUGCAUCAACAGCAAUUUCGACAACAACAACAACAACAUAUACCAUUACAGGCUACUUUAAUUCGUCCCCAGUCUGGUUCACAACUAAAUCAAUUUACUUACCAUCCUGAAUCAACACAAUCACAGUUUAACAUGCAAGCAACUCAAAUACCUAAUCAAAUUCGCUCACAACAACACCAAGUUCAUUCUCAGCAACUUCAACAUGGAUCACGGCAACAUCAACAAAAUUACUUUCAAACAGAGUUCCCACGUUCUCAGUUUAAAGAUCAGUUUAUUUUACACAGGUCUCAAACUCCAAAUCAAUUAAAUUUUCAAAGCAAUGAAAUCCAAUCUGUUAAUAACUUCCAACACAGCUCACAAGUAUAUUCUAAUAAAGUUAUUCCACAACCAUAUUCUCAAUUGCAACAACCUAUGAAUCAAGUGGUUUUGUCAUCAUCAGGAAUAUCUAAUCAAAAUUUAAAUGUUGGUAAUUUCGUGACUCCGUCUCAUUUGCAAAAUCUUGGAUUGACAGGGGACGAUCUCAAUGUUAAUCUUCCUCCUCCUUUGAUGCCAGAAAUUGCUAGGGAAUGUGCUGUACCAAGUUUAUUGCAGCAAAAUCGUAAAAUAGAACUUUCAGAAUCUUUUAACAGGGCAGGAACAGAUAUUAAUAAUUUUAAUAAGUCUGCAGUUAUACCCAGACAAAAUGAUGAUUUUCAGAAUACUCAAAAACCUGUUAACUUUUAUCAAAGUUCUCAACAUCCAUUGUUACAGACUGGUCAUAAACAAAAUGUGAAUUCUGAUUUUGACAGGCAUGUUCAUCCUGAUUUUGAGACAAAUUCAAAUUUUAUAAAAGAUAAGUAUUCAAAUAUUGAGUUGCCACAAAACACUGUAUUGCUACAGGACUAUGCAUUACAACCGGACCAUUCAAGACAACAAGAUUAUUUAUUACAACAGAAUCAUACAAGGCAACAGGAACAACAAAAACCAUAUAGUAGUCAAACAAUUCCUCAACAUUUUCAUCAACAAUUAAUUCCAAAUAAACCUCUUCUAAUAGAAAACCAGGUAAUUGUCUCAUCGUUUCAGCCUAUUAACUCUUCUGCUACCACAACUGCUACAAUCCAGUCAUCUUUGUCAUUGGGAAAUGGUGUUUAUUAUUCUUCUUCUACGCAACCAAACAAUUUGACUGUUUUUUAUCCUGGUAAUGUAAUUCCAUCUCAGCCUGGCGGAGUUCUUUACACUGCUAAGCCAACCAUGUCACUUUUGUCUGAUCCAGUUGUAGCAAACAUUCUUGGAAAAAAUGUCUCUACAACAGAUAUCUCUCAACUUGGUUUUCAGCAGUUUCAACUCCAACAAAUUGUUUUACAGCAACAGCAACUAAUUACCAUGGUGCAAAGUCAACAAAAUAUUCUUCAUAACGAAGAAAAAAUUAAAAUUGAAACCUUGCAAGGACAAAUCGUUGAGCAGCAAAAGUUGAUAGAAAGUUUUUUAAAGCAAAAAAAAUUAGCAGAAGAUAUGGAUCUAAAUGUUAAAUCAAAGCAUCCAGAAACAGAGAAGAUUAUUUUAGAACAACAAAUAUUCAUCAUGAAAAUGCUUGAAGAAAUAAAUGAAAGAAAUAAAGUACAAAAUAAUAUGCUUGAGAAAGACAGUCAUGAUGACGAAGAAGCAUUUGACAUAUUAAAAAAUAAAAAAGCUUAUAAUAUACGCACUGAAAAUCAAAGUAAAAUGCUUUCAGAUAUGCCUCAAACUGAUGAAGUAAAAAAAGAAGAUGACAUUUCUGAUUUAUGUAUCAAUAGUAAUGUAGAAAUGAUAAAACGUUCUAUAUAUAACAAUGAAUGUCUUGAGAGCAAUACUUCUGACUAUCCUUCUUGUUCACAAAAGCAAACAGAUUUUAUUGUUGAUAAAGAAAAUAUUACCGCACAAUCUAUCGAUCCUGCUAACAGUUUAGUUUUGAAUAUUUCAAAACCAUUUUAUGAACCCAAGACUGAUGUAAACAUAAACUGUGAGGAUUUGGUAGCCAUAGAUACAACUGUAUCUCCGGACUCGAUAAGUAAAACUUCUAAAAAUCAAAACAUGGAGACAGAUAAGUCUGUUUCAGAUCCUUUUGUAAACAAUGAUAAACUCUUAAUAAAAAGUUCAAAACAAGAUGUUAGUCAACAGAAAAUUAUUGCUUAUUGUGACCAUUCUCCUGUCAGAUCAGAUAAACUUAUAUUAACAUACACACCAUCUUUGUCGCCACCAUCUUACUCAGCAACUAGUGAAACAGAAAAUAAUGAUAACACUUCAAUGAACAAUUCAGCAGAUGAUGCAAGUGUUGCAUCAGAUAAACAUGUAUCUCAAAAUAAGAUUUGUGAAGUUCAAGAAGUUAAAGCUGAUCAUAUUCAUUCACCAUUAAUCCAGACUGAUUUAAUGAAAGAUAGCAACUUUGACAAUCUUCCAAUAAUUCAAGCAGAUAAUAUUGAUGCAGAUCAUGAAGAUGUUCAUGAAGAGGGGAAAAAUAUAAAAGAAGAUAUUUCUAAUUUAACUGCCUAUCGCCAAAGUCUUGAGCGGCAAAUAGGUCAUGUAUCAUUUUGUGGUACAGAACCAAAUGAAUCAGCACGACAAGCAUACAUUGAUGAUUUGGAUAAUUCAGUAAGCUCAUUACAAGCUAAGUGCCGUACUUUAUGUGAGCUGUUACCACACGAUAAAAAUAUAGAUGGGUUUACAAGCAUUUGGAGAGACUUGGAAAAAGUGGAAGAGUUAGACAUAUCUAAUUACACUACAGAAGCAGGGGAAAUCAAUGUUACUAAGAACAGAUAUAGAGAUAUUCUACCUUGGGACCACUCACGAGUACAUCUAAUGUCAGUGCCUGAUGAUUAUAUCAAUGCAAGCUUUGUUGAGAACUUGACUCCUUUUUCUCCACGUUACGUGGCAACUCAAGCUCCAAUACCACAAACAUUUGAAGACUUUUGGGUAAUGGUGUGGGAACAAAAUGCAUCAGUAAUUGUAAUGUUGACUAAUGAAGUAGAAGGUCAAAAGUUAAAGUGCCAUCCUUAUUGGAACAGAAAUAUUGACGAACCUGUGGAGUAUGGAAUAAUAGCUGUAAUAUUAUUGAGUGAAAAUAUCAAUCCUUCAUGGAAAAUAAGAACUUUUAUGAUAUUCAAUAAAAAGGAGGAUAGUACCCGUGUUGUUAAACAUCUACAGUUUACCUCGUGGCCAGAUUAUGGAACGCCAGAAACGCCAAAUGAUUUGUUGAUUUUUAUGGAUGAAGUUUAUCAAUUUCAUAUGUCUUAUGAUCCAUCAACUCUCUAUCCUUUAAUCUUGCAUUGCAGUGCUGGUGUAGGAAGAACAGGAACAUUCUGCUGUUUGUAUUCUGCUAUACAUGAGAUUCGAGGCCAGAAUGGUUUGAUUGAAAUUCCUGGUGUUAUUCGAAAGUUGCGUCAGUGCCGACCACAUAUGGUGCAAAGAAAGGAACAGAUGAUAUUUUGUUAUCAAGCUAUCCUUCAGUUUGCACAACAAUUCUUGGCUACAGAGCGAACUUUAUUGGAGUCAUCAGAAGAGUCCUCGAUCGAAAACGCAGUACGUACUUUAAAUGUAUGUACUUUAGAAUCGAUUUCUAAGUGCGCUUCUCCGGAAGCAGUGUUUAUUACUGAUCGUCAAGCCUCCAUUUUGCACCCAUCUUGCACCCAUUUAUCUCAAGAUACUGUUGUAGAUUGCGAUAAAGUAAACGCAUCUAUAAACAAUAAAGAGAAUGUCUCUACAAACAAUAAAGUAAAUCGGUCUAUAAACGAUACUGAUAAUUAUGAUCCAUCAUUAAAACUUCAAAUCGGACAUACUUAUAAUACUCAAAUACAACAUUCAGAUAUAGAAACUGAGAAAGAAUCUCAGAAAGAUUUAUUAGAAGGUGUUUCAAAUACUGGCCAUUUAAAAAAAGAUGAUUUAGCGAAUGAUAUCAUUUCAAAUGCUCCAAAAUUUAAAAUAAAUUCAGAAAUAUUUUCUCCUAAAAACUCUUUAUCUGAUUCGGAUAAAAGCUCACUUGAAGAAAAUCAGAUUGAAAUUGAAAACGAUAUUUCUCUAAACAAUUUCAUCGAUAAAUCAGAUGAAAAAUAGAUUUACUUAAUACUUUUUUAUCUUUGGAUAUAAAUAAAAUUGUUAGUAUUUAUAAAAUUCUUCGUUUUCUUAUUCUUAAAACUUAUUUAUUACUGGAAAAAAAAAGCUGAUUUUCUUUAAAUACAUUUUCUUCAUUUUUGUAUAUUAGGUUUUAUCUAAAUUAUCCACUUUUAAGAGAUGAUUUACUAAAUGUUUUUUUACGCUUGUUUUAUUUAUUUAUCUUAUAUGCAUAUUACUUUCUGUUUUUUUUUUUUUUUUUUUUUUUUAAAAGGUUUUUAAAAAAUGUGUAUAUAGCUAAUUUUUAUAGGGAUACCGCUGUACCGGAUGUAGAAUCAUCAGAGAUUUUAGAAGCCUCAUAAUAUUAAAAAAUCUGUUUAAAUCUUGUAAAAUAAUAAAUUGUUUUUCUUUA